AUUUGGUUUUGGUAACACGUUAUUUAGAUUUUUAAGUUUAAAUUUACAUAAAAUUUACUCAUAUGUUAUUUAAUUUAAGAUUUCAUAGUAAUUUGUAAUAUGAGCCGUUCUCGCACAAAAUAUACAAAUAAAGUAGAAAAGAGAAAGAUACAGACCAAUCCCAGAAGGCUACUGUUUCUUCUCAAGUAUUCUAUCAACCAGUUACCUUUAAACCAGCUUCCCAGCAUUGGAAAUUUUCUUAGAUACAUUCAGUUUAUCAAAUCUCUAAGGUCUUUGAAAUUUAAAUCUAAUAAGGCAAUUGUAGCUUGUUUUCAAACGUUUCCAGGCAAAGAUCUUAUUUGCAAGGGUGGAUUAUGUAGAAAUCCCAACCACAGAUGUGUUAUUGCUCUUGUAAUGGAUGUUUGGAAGAAAGCUGGUUUUGGAGAGUUUAUCCUAUCUGGCGCUGCUGUCAGGGAUAAGAUUUUAAAAUUCCAUACAAAAUAUUGCAUGCUAAUCCAUUUGAGAGAACUAAACUGGGAUUCCAGAACUGGUAGAUUUACUAAGAUCCAGAGAGAGUUCAUUCAGGAGAGCACCAAACCUUUCGACAUAUCUGAAGCGAGGUUUGAGGAAAAAAUCCAAUCAGAUCGCCUUCGUACCCAGGAUGCCAAGGCGUAAGACAUUCAGCUUUUU
Hydra vulgaris (swiftwater hydra) is the source of this 669-nucleotide messenger RNA. Lineage: Eukaryota; Metazoa; Cnidaria; Hydrozoa; Anthoathecata; Hydridae. The record is from RefSeq and is a predicted model, not a curated record.